Molecule: messenger RNA, 565 nt
Organism: Leptonychotes weddellii (Weddell seal)
Lineage: Eukaryota; Metazoa; Chordata; Mammalia; Carnivora; Phocidae
Source: RefSeq, a predicted model, not a curated record
AUGUACAUUCACGUGAGCAGGACCCGUGGUCCCAUCGGCCCUGGCAAGUAUGGCUACGGGAAGGCCCCGUACAUCUUACCACUGCAGACGGACUCCGCACACUUGCCACAGAGGCUUCGGAGGCAGAGGCCCCCGUCCCGGCAUUCCAGGGCCCAGGUGGCAUCCGGUCCUAGCCACGGCUACGGCCCACCAGCCCACCGGGCUCCCCAGCAAGGGCCUCUGUACCAGAGUGACGGUGGCCCUCGUUCUGGACUGCAGACCUCCGAGGCCUCCCUCUACCAGCGGCCCUUGACCCACGACCAAGGCUUUCCCGCAGCUUCCAGUCUCUUCCAGGGCCCGGAAACCAGCAGCAACCACGGCAUGGGGGCCCCCAGGGCAGCUCAGAGCUUCUCCCAGCCCGCCCGGUCCGCAGCCAUCUCCUGCAUUGGAGCCUAUCGGCAGUACAAGCUAUGCAACACCAACGUGUGUCCAGAAAGCAGUAGAAGCAUCCGGGAGGUCCAGUGUGCAUCCUACAACAACAAGCCGUUCAUGGGCCGCUUCUAUGAAUGGGAACCAUUUGCAGAAG